Ochlerotatus camptorhynchus is the source of this 1956-nucleotide messenger RNA. RefSeq lists its product as uncharacterized. The coding region runs from base 1 to 1956 and encodes 651 amino acids. The transcript has 4 exons. NCBI's taxonomy places the organism in Eukaryota, Metazoa, Arthropoda, Insecta, Diptera, Culicidae. The record is from RefSeq and is a predicted model, not a curated record. Gene Ontology annotation, molecular function: nucleic acid binding; zinc ion binding.
AUGUACGGCACCAAGCUGGAAACGAUACGACGCAUCCACGCCGACGGCAAGAUGGCAAUCCUGGACGUCGAACCACAGGCCUUAAAAAUACUGCGCACAGCCGAAUUCACACCGUACGUUGUGUUCAUCGCGGCACCGCUGCUGCAAAACAUUGCUGAUCUUCCCGAGAUCAAAAUUCCCGAAUUCGGCGGAAAAUCGGAUGAAUGGAUCGAGUUCCGCGACUUGUUCAAAGCCUUAGAACACUCCAACAAUCAAAAGCUUCACUAUUUACGUAGCGCGUUGAAAGGUGAAGCAUCUCGUUUGAUUUCGUCAUUUGCUAUCACUUCGGAAAAUUGGAAUUCGUUCCUAGUGGAGCGCUUGAGUAGUCUGCUGGAUGAGAAAUCUUUGAUGGAUUGGGAGGCGCACUGUGAUGACAAUUGUGAGGCCUUUUUGAAACUAUCACCAAACAAUCGGUUGGAUUUCGUCAAAAAACAUCAACUUUGCAUAAACUGCUUGCGAGGAGGACAUCUGGCUAAAGACUGCCGCAGUAGCCUAUGCAGGACGUGUGCAAAGAAACAACAUAGCUUACUGCACCUACCCCCAAUUGCAUCUGUCCCGAGCGUUGUGGAAGAAAGGCCUUCUACUUCAACAACAUGCAGAGCUGUUUAUUCAUCAGACAGUAGCUUCCCUCUGGCAGGAACUUCGUUUUCGGGAUCGGUAGCACCGUCGGUGGUGCCUUCGCGUAAUUCACCACAGGCAAACGUGUCGUCGUCGGGAUCGUCGGUAGUUGUAUCGUCUCUGCAGUCGUUCGCCGUUAGUAGCUUCUCUCCCUCGUCGUCGGUUUACUCGAAAGAUCGGUCCGAGUCUAAUGAACCACUUCCCUCUUGCUCUUACGAUACCGUGAUGUCGCCCACUCUAUCCAACAAGCCACGAGAUGCGAUGGUGUUUUUAUCUACUGCGAUGGUACGAGUACAGGAUGCUGAUGGUAUUGGUCACUACGCCAGAGCCCUUCUCGAUAGUGGAUCACAAUCCAAUUUCGUAUCAGAGUCUUUGUGUCAGAAGUUGGGAUUGAAGCGCACUUUUAUUAAUCUACCCGUGAGCGGCAUUGGUCAAGCAAUGGUCAGUAAAACUGUGCUCGGUUACGUGGUCUGUGGAAAAUAUUCAACAAGCGCUAUCAGAACGGUGGCAUGUCAUGUUGCCACUGAUCAAAAUUUAAAUACCCAACUAGAGAAGAUGUGGGAGAUCGAGAAUUUCGAUGUCGGAAAGACUCUCAACCAGAUAGAACAGGAUGUUGAAAAACACUUUCUUCAAACCGUGUCACGCGAUACUACUGGGCGGUACAUUGUACGUCUUCCUUUUUGGGAGUCCAUGGUCCCGCUGUUAGGAGACUCUUACGACCAAGCAGUACGACGUUUUCUGUUUAUGGAGAAACGGUUCGCUCGAGACAACGAUCUGCGUGACGAAUAUGUAAAGUUUAUGGACGACUAUGAACGAUUAGGGCAUAUGGAAGUUGGUUCUCGUGUCGCGGGCCCGCAGUAUUUCCUCCCGCACCAUGCCGUUCAUCGGCCAGAAAGCAGCACGACAAAAACUCGGAUUGUCUUUGACGCUAGCAGCAAAGGAUCCAGUGCCCUUUCUCUCAACGAUAUUCUUCACACUGGCCCCACUGUACAACCACCACUGCUAUCCAGCGUUUUUAAUUUCCGGAUGCCGCAGUACGUCUUCAAUGCGGACGCGGAAAAAAUGUUUCGCCAAAUGUGGGUGCAUCCUGAGGAUCGGCGGUAUCUAAAGAUCGUAUGGCGUCGGGAACAAUCUAUGCCACUGCAAGUCUAUCAGCUGAAAACGGUGACUUAUGGACUUGCUUGUUCGCCGUACCAAGCUGCGCGGGUGCUCAUCAAGCUUGCCGAAGACGAUGGUCACAACUACCCUCUCGCUGCGGAUGUUGUAAUACUGAAAGUCCUCUUGUCUAGACGUUAUUGA